Messenger RNA from Aegilops tauschii subsp. strangulata, 1020 nucleotides. Lineage: Eukaryota; Viridiplantae; Streptophyta; Magnoliopsida; Poales; Poaceae. The record is from RefSeq and is a predicted model, not a curated record.
CCCUCAUCUUCCCUCAUGGUGAGAUUGAGCGGCGCGCUGACGGCGAAGUGGGGGUUGAUCUGCAGGUCGAAGUCGAACCAGUACAAGAGCACAUCGCUGGUGCAGGUCGAGGGGGUGAACACCAAGGAGGACGUGGCGUGGUACGCCGGGAAGCGCCUGGCGUACGUGUACAAGGCCAAGACCAAGAGCAACGACACCCACUACCGCUACCUCUGGGGCAAGAUCACCCGCCCACACGGCAAGUCCGGCGUCGUCCGCGCCCAGUUCAAGUCCAACCUCCCCGCCGAGUCCAUGGGGCGCAAGGUCAGAGUGUUCAUGUACCCGAGCAGCAUCUAAAGUUAGCAUCUGCUGCACUAUCGCUGAUGAUGUUUGUUUAAGGUUGUUGGUUUGCUUUGUGUGAUUUUACUCUAGCAUGUGUGUUGCAUUUUGUCCUGCGCCUUCUGCAGUGUGUCCAUCGAGAGAUUGAUGAUGGUUUAGUUUGGGUCAUUCAAUCUGGUUGAUGUAGGAUUCUGUGAUCUUGCCAUUUUAAUCCCUGAAAGAUGCAUGCUAGGCAAUAUUGUCAUUAUGAGUUAUCAAUCUGUACUUGAUCUGUUUACAUUGUAUUAACUUUGUUGCUAUUUAGCGUUGUGCCUAUGGAUGGUUGACAUGAUUGGUGAUGCCGUAUUAUUGUGUCUGUUUGACUUGAGUUGUUGUACAGUUAGGGUCGCUUUCCUGUCAGGGUGUCUGACUGCAACCGUUGGCUUGCCUGAUGCUAAAUUCUAGAUACUGUCAAUAGCUUGGUUCCUAAGUUCUAGACAAGUAAAAGGGAUACACCUUCAGUUAAUAAACGACGAAUAGUAUGUUCUAGUGUUGCAUCAGCAAGUGAAAGCAGUUCCUUGCUUUGUCCAAUGGAAACAAUCACCGGAAGGGAUAUGUUGGUCUUGCAAGAGGCAAACACACUUGGAAUGUGCAGGAAAUGUUGCAUUAUCUCAUUUAGACAUGCAUAUCAUCAUACUGGAUUGCUUGGCCUUUACUCUAGCA